AUGACUUUCUACGACAAUACCCACCCUCAUACCUGGGGGGUCAACCCGGAAACAACCCAGAUCGUGCUCCGGCUGGUGUCCAAUCCCACCCCACAACGCGGUGACAAUGGGAAUGGAUCUCACGGCGCCUUGGCUUCCAAACCGGCAUCAAACUGUCGGGAGCUGCAGGUUGGCCGAGCCCGUCGAGGAAAGGACCCAUUGAGAGCCCUAGUGGAGAAGCAGGAUCGGCGCAAGAACCUCGUCCUCGGCGCUCCCCAAUGCAUGGGGUGUGAUUUAACCUGGGUUGCUUUUGCAGAGCCAAAGGAGCCAUACAUGUCGGAAGCCUGUGCUGACUUUCUUACUUGCGUCAGAGACACGUUUUAUCCCUCUCAGGUCUGCGCGAGGCUUGACAAAGUCGACAGAUCCUUGUGGGUCGUCCUUCUCGAGGACCCCCUCUACUUCAAUGCUAUUCAAUUUGGCACUCUUGCAUACAGGGAGCUGCUCGCCGGCCUACCAUCCAGCAAGGAGACACACAAGCAUAGACUCAAGACUAUCGGCCUUCUCAGGGAAAGACUAGGUUCAAUUGAUAAGCAAGCGGCAACUUCCGAUGCAACGGCCUUGGCCAUUAUAAUUCUAGCACAUUUUGCAGAAGCAAUUGGGGACACCAAAAGCUUUGAGGCCCACAUCAAUGGGCUGAAGGCGCUGGUCGAUGCACGAGGAGGCUUGAAAGACUUGAAGUCGGGUCUCCUGGAGCUUCGGACAAAGAUAUGCAGAGUUGAUACCGCUUUUGCCUUCCUCUCUGACCGUCCUCCAAUGUUCUUCCAGGGUGAAGUACCAUGGGACCGCUAUGUGGUAGAUCAACAGAAGCCUACAAACACUGGCUCGAAUUACAUCCACCUUCAGACUAUGCAGCCGCUCGAUUGGAGACUGGUUAACGUCUGGUUGGACAUGCAACAAUUUUCAUUCAUGUGCAACGACAAUCAAAAACGUGGCGUGCGGCUUGAUCAACUCGUCUACAGCAAGAUCAUGGUUUCGAUGCAAUACCGUCUACUCAGCCUGUCCUUCAACGAUUUCUCCUUGAACAAUGCAUUGCGCGCCGGCAUGCUGGUGGUCAUGACAAGAUUGAUGUUUGGAUGGCACCCGAGAAAUGAUGCCCAGGUUCGAGCCGCAGUGCGGCUUGAUGAGGCCAUGGUCUCUAUCCUGGAUGGAAAGAUCGAUGUGCCCCAUCAACUCUUGUUCUGGAUGCACAUGGUUCGAAGCCAACUGGGCGGCUUGGCUCGAAUAGACGUUCGCCUCAAUGCUUGGCUUGUCGACACGCUCGAGGCCCUUUCUUUUCGUUCCUGGGCAGAAUCAAGAGAGCUUCUGCUCUCGAUGGUGUGGUUUGAGUUUUUUGGCGACUCGCAAGCUGAACUCGCUUUUGAUUAUGCCUCCAUGAAUCUGCCCGACCGUUGA
This is a messenger RNA of Clonostachys solani, 1431 nucleotides long. The record is from the annotation of a GenBank genome assembly. NCBI's taxonomy places the organism in Eukaryota, Fungi, Ascomycota, Sordariomycetes, Hypocreales, Bionectriaceae.